Messenger RNA from Meloidogyne enterolobii, 1095 nucleotides. The record is from the annotation of a GenBank genome assembly. Lineage: Eukaryota; Metazoa; Nematoda; Chromadorea; Rhabditida; Meloidogynidae.
UUGGGGAAAUUUCUAAUGAGGAAAAACUUUUUGGUAAAAUGUAGAAACGCAUUUUUAUUUAUUUUUUGUUUUUUAGAAUUUUUUUGAUACGUGCCAACUUGUGGAGAAUUUAUACUCUGCGCCUAAAUGGCCUCCCACAGACUUUAAAUUUAACCCUGCGCCUAAGUGGCUUGCGGUGUCUAACUGGCCAUUUAGUCGUUAAAGCCAUUUAGUCGCAAACUUAAAACUUUGUGGCCAGAACCUCUAGAUUUUUGAUUUAAGUUUUUCUCCGUCUAGAGAUUGGAAUUUUGAAAAAACUGGGUCCGGGAAACGGGAAACUGGUUCUGAAGGUUAACCGGAGGGGAAUUCCCGUUCCCGGUUUCAUCGGUCCGUUAAAUAUCGCGCAUAUGUGGGACGUUUGAAUGCUAAAAUUCUCUAGUUAAUUUAUUUAAGAAAAUGAAUUUAAAAUUAGAACCUCUAUUUUCUCAAUAUUUAAAUAAUCAAAAAGAAUUUCCUUCUUUUGUAUUUCAUCAAUUAUUGAAUGGAUUCAAUUUAAUUUUAAUUGGCACAAAUUGUGGAAAAUGUUUGAAUUUUUUGUUUAAAAAUUUGGAAUUGGUUAAUAUUUAUGAUGGCAAUAAAAGACAUAUUUUGGCAAUUGGAUUGUGGCCUUUGGAGAAAGAAGCCAGCGAAACAAUUAUUUUUAUCAAUUUUCGAGGAUCAUCCAUUUCUCUUUUCAAAAUUAAAUUUUCUUCAAAUUCUUCAAUUAUUGGAUUAUUGCCUUUAAAAGAAUUUUCAACUGAACAUUAUGGAUUUUGUAGAGCUUUGGCCGAUUUAGAUAAUAAAAGAGUUUUUGUGCCUGAUAAAGAGGAUUUAACUAAUAUUUUGCGUGUUUACCACAAAAAUGGUUUUGAACAAAUUCUGCUUCUAUCUGAAGAAUUUUUGACUAAAAAUGUAGCUAAAAAUAAACAAAACGAUGACAUAUUUAAAACAAUGUUUAAAGGUUUAUUGAUGGGAAUUGAAUUAAUUGAAGACAAUUUAAUUUUGCUUGUUUUUGAGGACAGCACAAUUUGCGUUUUUAAUUUAAAAACUAAACAAGUAAUUGAUGCAGUAUGUUAG